This is a messenger RNA of Lycium ferocissimum, 978 nucleotides long. RefSeq lists its product as uncharacterized. NCBI's taxonomy places the organism in Eukaryota, Viridiplantae, Streptophyta, Magnoliopsida, Solanales, Solanaceae. Bases 1 to 804 code for a protein of 267 amino acids. The record is from RefSeq and is a predicted model, not a curated record. The transcript has 3 exons.
AUGUACAGAAGAAAAAGGAAGAGUUGGAUUAAUAAGGAAGUAACAAAAGGACGUAUCUUCCAUUUCCAAAUUGAAUUCAAACCUAGAAAACUUGUAUAUGAUUCUGGUUUCCCUCCAUCCUUCUCCAUUGGCGGCAAACUUUGCAAACAGAGGAUUCACUGCCUAUCCCCUGCAUCUCUAACAGCGAAAAAGCAAACUACUGAAAAAGAACCUUCAGUUUCGGAUUUUUAUUUUCGCACACAUCGCAAGGAAAAAGAUAAAAGUUGGGUAAAUAAGAAAGCUGAAGCUGCUUUUAAUAAAUUUGAAAAAAAGAAAGAAGAAUUAUUAUCUACUCAAAGUGCAUCAGUUGAUGGAGACACUAAUUCAGCUAGCCAACUAUCUCCAUUAAGUGACAUGGAUAUUUGGGCGCUAUCAGUUGGUGGAAAGAAAAAAGGAAGAGUUGCAGGUCUUGGCUCCUUGGGUCGAUCUGUAAAAGUUCCUAGGCAAUCAACAUCUGCAGCGCCGGACGAAGUUGAUGAGAUUAGAUCUCAAGUUCAUACUUUAAAUUCCGAGCUAUAUAAUCGAUUGGAAGAAACUCAAUGUGAAAAUGAAGAGAUGAGAUGCCAAAACAAGAAGAUGAAGAAAGAGUUAGGUGACACAAAUAAGAAACUAGAAGCAUUGAUGAAGCAUAUGCGUUUCUCGGAAUCAUCUUCAAAUGCACAACCAUCAUCUUCGGAGGACAAUCAAGAUUCUGAGAGUGCUAAUGAUGAUAAUGUUGAUUCUGAUAAGUCCGAUAGGGAUGAGUACCACUACGAUCAGAAUUGAGAUAUUUGAUAGUAAUAUUAUUUAGCAUUAUAUUUUUUUUUUUUUUUUUUUUUUUUUUUUUUUUUUUGGGAUUUUAAUGCAACAACUUCAAAUGCACUCUCUCGUUGAUGACAGUUGCAAUGACUUCUAUAUUUUGAAUGAAAAUGACUAUGAUCAGAAUAACAAUUUUUAUGA